Thalassophryne amazonica is the source of this 2786-nucleotide messenger RNA. It is a transcript of the gene farsb, whose product is annotated as phenylalanyl-tRNA synthetase subunit beta. Gene Ontology annotation, molecular function: magnesium ion binding; translation elongation factor activity; ATP binding. The transcript has 18 exons. The record is from RefSeq and is a predicted model, not a curated record. Gene Ontology annotation, cellular component: cytoplasm; phenylalanine-tRNA ligase complex; cytosol. Gene Ontology annotation, biological process: translational elongation; phenylalanyl-tRNA aminoacylation. NCBI's taxonomy places the organism in Eukaryota, Metazoa, Chordata, Actinopteri, Batrachoidiformes, Batrachoididae. Bases 72 to 2612 code for a protein of 846 amino acids.
GCAUUGCUCGAGCCAGCUAUAGCCGGCUGCUGGGGUCCUUUUCACAGUGCUGAGAAGCAUUAGGAGCGAACAUGCCGAAUGUUGGUGUACAACGUGAUCUUCUCUUCAAAGCGUUGGGUAGAAAAUACACUGAUGAAGAGUUUGAUGAACUGUGCUUUGAAUUUGGACUGGAGCUUGAUGAAAUUACCUCAGAGAAGGAGUUGAUCGACAGGGAACAAGGUGAUUUAAAGGCAGAAGGAGCUUCCGAGGUUAUUUUGUACAAGAUUGAAGUACCAGCUAACCGCUAUGACCUGCUUUGUCUGGAGGGUCUUGUCCGUGGACUGCAGGUGUUCAAGAAUAAGUUGGACGUCCCUUGCUACAAACGUGUUAGUCCUGUGAGUGGGGAGCCUCAGAGGCUGAUCAUCACCAAAGAGACAGUGGCGGUGCGACCCCACGCUGUAGCAGCAGUGUUGAGAAAUAUCACAUUCACACGGGAACGUUACGAGAGCUUCAUCGAGCUACAGGAGAAGCUGCACCAAAACAUCUGCAGGAAGAGGAGCCUGGUGGCAAUUGGCACUCAUGACCUGGACACCAUCUCGGGUCCUUUCACAUACACAGCUAAACCUCCUAACAACAUCUGCUUCAGACCCCUCAACCAGGCCAAAGAGUACACUGCCACUGAGCUCAUGAGUCUCUACAAGACAGACAGCCACUUGAAACAUUACCUUCACAUUAUUGAAGACAAGCCUGUGUACCCCGUCAUCUAUGACAGCAAUGGCGUUGUGCUGUCCAUGCCUCCCAUCAUUAAUGGCGAUCAUACAAAAAUCACGCUCAACACAAAGAAUGUCUUCAUUGAAUGCACUGCUACAGACUUAACCAAGGCGAAAAUUGUUUUGAACAUGAUGGUGACCAUGUUCUGCGAGUAUUGUUCACAGCCAUUCACGGUGGAGGAGGCUGAGGUUGUGCUCCCAGAUGGCAGGACAUGCAUAUACCCUGAGCUGAGUUACAGGAAGGAGAAGUUGUCUUGCAAGUUCAUCAACAGCAAAAUUGGCAUCAAUGAGUCAACUGGAAACAUUUCCGCGCUGCUGACCAGGAUGUGCCUGCCAUCCAGGGCUACAGGUGUUGGAGAUGAGAUUGAAGUUGAGAUCCCACCCACUCGUCCAGACAUCAUCCAUGCAUGUGAUAUCAUGGAGGAUGCUGCCAUUGCUUACGGUUUCAACACUAUUACCUACACUACGCCGUGCACUUACACGAUUGCCAGCCAGUUCCCGCUGAAUAAACUAACAGAGCUGCUGAGGCAAGAGAUGGCAGCUGCUGGAUUCACUGAAGCCCUCACCUUCGCUCUGUGUUCUCAAGAAGAUGUAGCAGACAAACUUGGAAAGAAGCUCUCAGAAACCAGGGCAAUUCACAUCUCCAAUCCCAAGACAGCUGAUUUCCAAGUGGCACGCACCACUUUGUUGCCAGGCUUGCUGAAAACAGUGGCUGCUAACAGGAAGAUGCCUCUUCCGCUAAAACUGUUUGAGAUCUCUGACGUGGUGCUGAAGGAUGAUGCCAAAGAUGUUGGUGCGAGGAACAGCCGGCGAUUGUGUGCCAUUUACUACAACAAGAAUCCAGGCUUUGAGGUGAUCCACGGUCUGAUGGACCGAACCAUGCAGCUGUUGGGGGUGAAAUCAGCCCGUGGAGAUGGCUACCACAUCCAGGCAUCAGAUGAUUCCACUUUUUUUCCUGGUCGCUGCGCAGAGAUCUUUGUGCACGGAAACAGCAUUGGCCACCUCGGGGUCCUCCACCCGGACGUCGUGACCCGCUUUGAGCUGACCAUGCCCUGCGCCGUCCUGGAGAUGGACAUCGAACUCUUCCUUGGUCCCUCCGCCGAAACGCCCCUCACACACGACGUCCCUUUGCAGGAAGUCAUCAAGCAUAUGUUUGACAUACAACACAGUUGUCAACAGACCCAGAUCUCCCGUCCGGCAACUACAAAGACCAUUUUUGGUGACAUGAGCACGGCCGCUGGUCUCAAAGCCCUCAAUGUUUUCCUGGCAGACAAAAGCUACGUUGAAGGUUUUGCGGUGACCCAGGCUGACACUGCUGUGUUUGACGCCAUUCCCGCUGCUCCGGCACCAACUUUCUGCCAUGUCCUGCGCUGGUAUAACCACAUCAAGUCCUUCCAGAGGGAAAGGACCAGUCUCCCUGUGGCUCAGGGCCAGUUCGUCUUCCCAUCUACUCCCCCCAAUUCUGCUAACACCAGCGACAGCGACUUUGACCUGUUUGGCUCAGAUGACGAGGACCAAAGCACCGAGGCAGCUCAACUCAAGGAGCAGCGCCUUGCCGAGUACGCCGCCAAGAAGUCCAAGAAGCCAGCUGUCGUCUCCAAGUCCUCCAUUCUACUCGACGUCAAGCCGUGGGAUGAUGAGACCAAUAUGGUUAAGCUGGAAGAGUGCGUCCGCAGCGUCAGCUUGGACGGGCUGCUGUGGGGGCAGUCCAAACUGGUCCCAGUGGGUUACGGCAUCCAGAAGCUCCAGAUAGGAUGCGUGGUGGAGGACGACAAAGUGGGCACAGAUCAGCUCGAGGAAGCCAUCACCGCCUUUGCAGAACACGUUCAGUCAGUAGAUGUAGUCGUUUUCAAUAAGAUAUGAGUCUCAAACACGACGACGAAGCUUCCUGAAGUCGUCUGCUCUUAAACUAAUCGGGGCUUUUACGAAACUGUCAUUCUGUUGGUUAUGGAAAAAAAGGUUCAGCUUAAAAAGAAUAAGAUCUUUGAUAAAGGUAAGAUUCUAUGUGAUGAAAUAAAAAAAAUUAACUUGUCUUCA